Nakaseomyces glabratus is the source of this 1650-nucleotide messenger RNA. It is a transcript of the gene GLG1, whose product is annotated as glycogenin glucosyltransferase GLG1. Gene Ontology annotation, molecular function: glycosyltransferase activity. Gene Ontology annotation, cellular component: cytoplasm. Lineage: Eukaryota; Fungi; Ascomycota; Saccharomycetes; Saccharomycetales; Saccharomycetaceae. The record is from RefSeq and is a predicted model, not a curated record.
AUGGGUAAGGAGAAUGUUGCUGUAGCGACUCUGUUAUAUUCGGCGGAUUAUCUGCCUGGUGUGUUUACGUUGGGGUUUCAAUUGCGGAAACUUAUCGAUGCUGGCGGUUGUGGAUGUGUUAAGACGUGUAUUGUGGUGACCAAGUUGCUGUACAAUGACAUACUGAGCGAUAUCAGUAAGAACUUGCUGAAUUGUUUGUACGAUGAUAUUGUGCUCGUGGAUCCUUUGGAUUACCAGCAUAUUACCCAGGACAUGAACAAGGAGAACUUGAAAAUGCUGGAGAGACCUGAACUGUCCUUUGCUCUGAUUAAAGCGAGGAUCUUUGAGCUAACCCAGUAUGAGCAAGUACUUUACUUGGACGCUGACACCUUGCCUCUGAACUCUGGCAUAUUUGACUUAUUUGACCAGUUGGCCGACCAGACUAGCGAACAAGUCGCCGCUGUCCCAGAUAUCGGCUGGCCAGACAUUUUCAACAGUGGUGUUAUGAUGAUUGUCCCUAACAGGGACGUUGUCGCCGAACUAAACAACUACAUUUUAAAUGUGGUGUCCAUUGAUGGUUCUGACCAAGGUAUCCUAAAUCAAUUUUUCAAUCAGAACAUGAGAUUGAAUGAUUUUGGGAGAAUAGCCAAUUACUCCACUAAGGAAUGGAUUAGGUUGCCAUACCUUUACAACGUUACUACGCCAAAUUACGGCUACGAGUGCCCUCCAGCUAUGAAAUUCUUUGGCCCACAUAUUCGUUUAGUGCAUUUCAUUGGUAAACAUAAACCAUGGAGCAAAUGGUCUCAAGAGCAAUUCCAAAAGAGCUCAUAUGCCGCUCAAUGGAGAGCAGCGUACUUGGAUUUCCAAAUACAGUAUGAUCUGGUUGAUCUAUUAGCCCAUACUACCAUCAAGGACGAGGAUGAGCACAUUGAACCUCAACAGGAUGAGUGUGAAGAACACAUAGAAGAGAACCAACCUGAUGAAUACCACCAUGAGCAAACGCAAUACAAUGAGCGUCUGGAGAAGAUUGACGAAAUCAACGAGGACGAGUGCGAUAUUAUUGAGGAGGAACAACAACCAAUAGAAAAACCCCCAACUCCAAUCCAACUUCCUCUAGAUUUCAAAGAAUGGUUAACAACAUUUAUAUCGAAGGAAGAUGAAGAGCAACAACAUAACGAAGAGCCUUCCGUUGAGGAAUCCCAAGGAAAUGAGCCAGAAGAAACACAUUUUAGAGGUGUUCAUUAUGAGGAGCAUAUGAUUCAACAUCAUGAAGAGGAAACCAUAAAUAGACAGGUAUCGCAUCCAAAAGAAGACGCCGCAAACGAGGCAGCAAGAGAAAUUGAACAACCAAAAGAUAGAUAUGAUAGAAAGGUUGAGAUUAUAGAGGAAGAAGACAUAAAGGAUCAUGAACUGGAUGAUUUAAUUGAUGAUGAAUCGUCAACCAAUAAACAAGAGGAUGACGAUGAAAUAGUAGAUGAGCAAGAAGAGUCUAGACUUGCUUCGGAGCUGGAAGUAAAGGACUCCAAGAUGGAUGUACAAGAAUCAAGGUCACAUAAUAUUCACAACCAAAAUAAUAAUAAUAAUUACAGGUUUGAAUGGGAAAAUACAAAUUAUUUGAACACUGUGGAAAGAUCAUUCCCUGAAGAUAUUUUUGAAUAUUCUGUAGAGUGA